AUCCAGCGCGGCUCUUCCGGUGGAGACGUGGCUCUGCUGCUGCCAUAUUGACGCUAGCUAACAAUCACAGAAGUCGAAGUCAGCCGCACCGCUUCUCACCAUUCCAGAGAGACUCAAACACUCCCAGAACAAGAAGCACCAGAGACCGGAGCGCAAAAAGAGACCGAACAUGGUGCUGUUGGCAGCGGCGGUGUGCACCAAGGCCGGCAAGGCCAUCGUGUCGAGGCAGUUUGUUGAAAUGACCCGAACACGAAUCGAGGGUCUUCUGGCUGCUUUCCCUAAACUGAUGAACACAGGCAAGCAGCACACGUUUGUGGAAACAGACAGCGUUCGAUACGUGUACCAGCCUCUGGAGAAGCUCUACAUGGUCCUCAUCACCACCAAGAACAGUAACAUUCUGGAGGACCUGGAGACCCUCAGACUUUUCUCCCGUGUGAUUCCAGAGUACUGUCGAGUUCUGGAGGAGAGUGAAAUUUCAGAGCACUGCUUCGACCUCAUCUUCGCCUUCGAUGAGAUCGUGGCACUCGGCUACAGGGAGAACGUCAACCUGGCUCAGAUUCGCACCUUCACAGAGAUGGACUCGCACGAGGAGAAGGUGUUCCGGGCUGUCAGAGAGACCCAAGAACGUGAGGCCAAGGCUGAGAUGAGGAGGAAGGCCAAGGAGCUGCAGCAGGCCAGAAGGGACGCCGAGCGCUCUGGAAAGAAGGUGCCACCCUUCGGUGGUUUUGGUAGCGCCGGAAUGAGCAGUGUAUCCUCGAGCUCCGUCAUCACAGACACCAUUGUAGAACCCGAGAAACCCAAGAUCACACCGACUCCUGUCAGAUCGAGUGGACCAAGCAGGGCUCUGAAACUGGGCGCUAAAGGGAAAGAAGUAGACAACUUUGUUGACCAGCUCAAGUCUGAAGGUGAAACAAUCAUUCCAUCUACAGGAAAGAGAGGCUCAGAUGUGUCGAAAGUUCUGGCACCACCAGUCAAUGUGGAGAGCGUACAUCUCCGUGUGGAGGAGAAGAUCUCGUUGACCUGUGGCCGGGAUGGCGGCCUACAGAACAUGGAAAUUCUUGGCAUGGUGACGCUCCGAGUUACUGAUGAGAAGAACGGCCGCAUCCGCCUCAUUGUCAGCAAUACUGACAACAAAGGAUUACAGCUGCAGACACAUCCCAAUGUGGAUAAGAAGUUUUUCACAGCCGAGUCAGUGAUUGGCCUGAAGAACCCAGAGAAGUCCUUUCCUCUCAAUAACGAUGUUGGUGUGCUCAAGUGGAGGCUGCAGACCACAGACGAGACCCUCAUACCUCUAACCAUAAACUGCUGGCCUUCAGAGAGCGCCACUGGCUGUGAUGUCAACAUCGAGUAUGAGCUGCAGAAGGACAGCCUGGAGCUGAACAACGUCGUCAUCAGCAUCCCUAUACCAUCUGGUGUGGGAGCUCCUGUAAUUGGUGACCUGGACGGAGAGUACAAGCACGACAGCCGGCGGAACAUCCUGGAGUGGUGCCUACCUGUCAUCGAUGCCAACAACAAAACUGGCAGCCUGGAGUUCAGCAUCGCUGGGCAGCCUCAUGAUUUCUUCCCCGUCAACGUGUCCUUCGUGUCCAAGCGUAACUUCUGUGACAUCGAGGUGACCAAAGUGACUCAUGUAGAUGGCGACAGCUCUGUUAAAUUCUCUACAGAAACCUCCUUUGUUGUCGACAAAUACGUCAUUGAGUAGAUGUUGGAUGAAAAUAACUAAAUAAAAAAAUAAAAAAUCACAAUGUCCAAAUCUAUGCUAUGGAGAAGAUUGAAGAUUUCUGCCUGCCGCCCCUGUUUGCUAUUAGACUGUACAUCGUCAGGACUGUUUGCCUUCUGGCAGAGCUUCCUCCAUGGUGGAGAAGAGCAGCGGUGGUGUAUUUAUGUUUGUAUGAGAGGAUCAUAUAUAUAUACAUAUUACAUAUAUAUAUUACAUAUAUAAUGUAUGUAUGUAUAUAUAUAUGUAUAUGUAAAGAGUGUAAUUUGAACAUGAAUAAAAACUGCAAAUAUACAGAAAUGAAAGCUCAGCUGAUGAUGCUGUUCAGAACUGUAAAGACUGGAGGCUAAGUAGAGGAUGACUGUGGGGGUGGAGGAGGGACCAGCAGCCUCCAUCAGUAAAUCCUGCCAGGAGGUAGAGGAGCAGGACCUGAGGCCCGGGUCUCCACCAGAGUCGGAGCAGGGAGUUUAGAAUGGAUGCAAGUCCACAGCCUGGCUGCUUCUGCCACUUGUUCACCCAUUGUUUCCUUACUUUCUUGGUUCUUUGUUAAAGUUAGUCCUGACUCCUCUGUGCACGUCGUGCUGCUUUUGUUAAAACCUUGACUUGUUUUUAAUAUCUCAAUUCACAUCUUUUUUUUCCUUCCAAGCAUAUUUAGAUUUUUCAGUUUUUGUAGAAAUCUGUUCUUUGUUGGGGGAACACCAAACUUGGCCCAAUUUGUUCAGUCUGCAAGUCUCAGCUCUUUGUUUUGAAAUUAUUUUUUCCGUUCUUUGCUUUUUAAUUAAUCGUUAAUUAUUAAUCAUCUGCAGGUUGAAGUUUAAUGGUGAAGUGCACGCUUUGUAAGGGAUUGUCAACUGAAGGACAAGCUUAUCUACCAGUAAAACCAUUUAACGUCUUGCAUCUGUUGACGUUUGUCAUGUUUUUUGGGAACACCUUUAGAACCGCUCCUCCUUGACGGGUUGAUUUUAGUUCAAAGAGAAAUUCUGAAAAGGCAGAAAAUGAAAAUAAGAACUUUUAAAGGAGCCUCCAAAACAAUUGAGCUGUCAUUCGAGUCCAGAACUCCCAGGUGCGAGUCUGCCUGUAAAUCUGCUCCAUCAGCUCGGGUUUUACUGAGGUUCCUAUAGUAACGUGGCAUCCAUCCACCCAGUCAUCCUUUACUUAGUGUCAGAGUGAAUCAGCAUUAUUCAAAAAGUCACGUUUGUUAUCCUUUCCCCUCUUUUAUUUCCCCAGAUUACAAUUGAAGUGUGGAUGUGGGGUCAGAUUGUUUCUUUUUUUAAUUCUUGAAGGGGAAUCUUAACAUUCCACUGUACAACCUGGACAAAGGAAGCUUAAAUGGAAUAAAAUGUAAUAUUGAAAAGGA
Messenger RNA from Nematolebias whitei (Rio pearlfish), 3074 nucleotides. Its product is annotated as coatomer subunit delta. Gene Ontology annotation, biological process: endoplasmic reticulum to Golgi vesicle-mediated transport; Golgi localization; retrograde vesicle-mediated transport, Golgi to endoplasmic reticulum. Gene Ontology annotation, cellular component: COPI vesicle coat; cytosol. The transcript has 11 exons. The record is from RefSeq and is a predicted model, not a curated record. NCBI's taxonomy places the organism in Eukaryota, Metazoa, Chordata, Actinopteri, Cyprinodontiformes, Rivulidae. The coding region runs from base 170 to 1702 and encodes 510 amino acids.